Messenger RNA from Phoenix dactylifera (date palm), 1896 nucleotides. The record is from RefSeq and is a predicted model, not a curated record. NCBI's taxonomy places the organism in Eukaryota, Viridiplantae, Streptophyta, Magnoliopsida, Arecales, Arecaceae.
GCUUCUGCCUGACCCGCCCUGGCUCGCAGAGAGAGACUAGGAGUUGCCGCCGGCGGAGAGAAGUGGUGAAGGACUUCUCCUGCCGUCCUCCUGUUUCUUUGAUCAUUAGAGAGCUAGGGUUAGGGUUUACCCGCUCUGCGAAGAUGCUGAGGCGAUUGGCCCUCCGUUCCGCCACCGUCGCGGCUCCGGCGAUCCGUUCAGCGGACAAGAUUCUCGUUCCUGGACGCGGCGAGGGACCUUUCCCUGCCAAUCCUCGAUCUCAGACGUUCCUGCGGAGUUUCAUUGAUCUCCACCAGAUGGGCAACAAGGAAUCCAUCGAGAAGGAGCGAGCUCGACUUUCAGAUGAAUUAAGUAGAGGAUACUUUGCUGACAUCUCAGAGAUCCGUAAAAAUGGUGGUAAGAUCGCAAUUGCGAAUAAAACUAUCAUUCCAUCACUAGCAGCAGUUAAGUUCCCUGAUUUGGAAGUGAACUUUGCGGAUGGUAGAAGUUUAAAAUUACCAAUUAGUUCUGAACAAAGUGGAACUGAUACCAGUGAAUUGCCUAUUCCUUGUGCAUCAUUGUUGUGUCUUUCCUUUCGAGCAAGCUCGCAGGCAAUGGCUGAAUCAUGGAGUAUUCCUUUUCUGGAUGCUUUUAGUGCUCUGGGAAGAAUCCAAAUAUAUGAGGUAUCAUUUAUAGACUCUUGGUUAUUGUCAUUGGCUCCAGUUCGGAAUUUAUUCCUCAAAUUGAUGAGGAAUUCCAACGAUCCCCAGAGACAAAUUGUUUACACAUUUGGUGACCACUACCAUUUCAGGAAGAAGCUUCAUAUAUUGAAUCUUCUCACUGGGUAUAUUUUUUUGCUUGAUAGGUUAGGCAGAAUUAGAUGGCAAGGUUUUGGCUCUGCAACACAGGAAGAACUGUCAUCGCUUAUGUCAUGCGCAUCCCUUUUGUUAGAUGAGAAAUGAGGAUACAAAAUUAUGUAGUGUCGUCAAGGAAGGUGACUAAGUAACCAUGAAGUGGAUAUGUGGUAGCUAGGUCAUAUAGUCCAAUUUCCUUUUUUCGGGUCGUGGUGAUUAUGAUGCACAGGGAGUGAUUACAAUUAUACGGCACUCCUAUUUUGUGGUUAUUGAAGUCCUGAGGGAUGAGAAUCCUAUCUUUAGAUAGGUUUUUGAUAGGAAAAAUGAAAAGCCAAUGUGUUGGCAAAAAGUACUGGUGUAUCUUUCUUGUUAAAAGACUAUCACCAAUGGGCCAAUUAUUUUUGCCUCUUGUGCAGCAUGCUCUGUUAGCAUGGCCUUUCUUGUAUUAAUUGAAUGGAUAAUUAUCAGGAUCACACUACAUAAUCUGUAUUAAACAAACCAUCCAUUUUAUAAGGAAGCCUGACAGUAGGCAAAUUAGUGGAAUUAACAGGCACUUGAUCAUAAUCUUCUAGGCACUUGAUUUAAAUUAUUAUGCAUGUCCUAUUUUUUCAGUUUUAGUGAUGGCAUCUAGAGUUGCUGAUGAACUUCGGAUACCUGAUGUGUAUAUGUUUUUGGGGCUGUGUUUGAGAAUAUGCAUCAAAAAUUAGAUGGUAUCUGGUUGCCUUGUUGGGGGACUGAAUUGCCCCUCAUUACAAUUUGGAGAAAUUACCUGCAACUGAUCAUAACCUUUCUGCAUGUGCAAUUGUUGGUUAUGAAACAUCCCAUAUAUAUCUAAUGUGUGCUGCAUAUCAUCUGAAUAUUGAUGGUCGCAAGGAGUUUUUCUUCUCUUGAGAGAUUUUCAUAUAAAAUGAAUAAAAAUAUUCUUUUAGGAGGUUGGUAAAGUUCUGGUAGUUUUCUUGGUAAAUUUCAUUACUGAAUAUUAUGUAUUUGCCUCUCAAAUACUUUUUUCCCUCUUUUUUUUACGUUUCUAAAUUUGGACUUUAUUUCUAUCUUUUGUAAUUUA